Molecule: messenger RNA, 477 nt
Organism: Danio aesculapii
Lineage: Eukaryota; Metazoa; Chordata; Actinopteri; Cypriniformes; Danionidae
Product: keratin, type I cytoskeletal 18-like
Exons: 2
Coding region: 1-477 (158 amino acids)
Molecular function (GO): structural molecule activity
Source: RefSeq, a predicted model, not a curated record
AUGGACCAAUCACAGCACAGCCUCGGGUCUAUAUAUAAAGCAGCUCUCAAACCCCCUUCACACAACCUGCUGCAGGUAAACCAACACACACUGCAUCUCGCAAAGCCACACACACUCUCCAAACCACACCAUGUCGUUCAGAAACACCUCCAGGAGUUUCUCCAGCUCCAGUCGGGUGGGAUUGGUUCCAGGGGCAAUUUAUUCGGAGGCAUUUCUGCAUCCGCUAUUGGGAAUCUGGCAAAUACUCUGCGUCCGCAACUGCAGAUCAACAGCAAUGCUUUCGCCCCGGCUGAUGACAAAGAGACCAUGAAGGGUCUGAAUGACCGUCUGGCCGGGUAUUUGUCAAAAGUGCGGCUCCUGGAGGAGUCCAACAAUAAACUGGAGGAGCAAAUCAAAGAGGCUCUGCUGAGGAAAGGAGCCGACAGCGGCAGAGACUGGAGCGCCUAUGAGAAGAAUAUACUAAAUUUCAGUGAAUGA